This is a messenger RNA of Trypanosoma cruzi, 1908 nucleotides long. RefSeq lists its product as uncharacterized. NCBI's taxonomy places the organism in Eukaryota, Euglenozoa, Kinetoplastea, Trypanosomatida, Trypanosomatidae. The transcript has a single exon. The coding region runs from base 1 to 1908 and encodes 635 amino acids. The record is from RefSeq and is a predicted model, not a curated record.
AUGCUGAAAGUAUUUGAUGGAAAAGGUACAACUAAUACGGUUGUUACAAAAAGUGAGGAUUGGAGCUUAUCGGCGCCAUAUAGGUCUCCCUUUGGUGGUUACAACCAUUACCCUACCAUGCUAUUUAAGCGUCAUGCAUCGCCUGUGCCUUCAAACACUGAGGAAAGCUAUUUGAAAAACUCAACUUCACAGGGAACCAAUGUAGGACAAGAUAAUGGGGAUGUACGAAGUUCUUCUCGAGCGAGGCCCCGCGUGAAGGGUUAUCGGGAUAAUGUUCCCAUGGUCACUCCUUUGAUGGACCGUUACAAACGAAGUGAACCAAUCCACAAUAAAAAGGCUGUCGAACGAGAUGUGAACGAGGGCCAGAAUCACUCAGGUUCUAAGACUCUAACAUCGUCCAAUUCUUUAAAAGCUUCUUCGAAGAUUUAUAUAAUGCCGUCUACAGGCAAUGUAAAUGCCCAAGGGAAACGAAGCGUUUCCUCAAGUGAGGCGCCCAAUGAGGUUAUAGAUUCUAGGCGGUGUCGAGGACAACAGUGCCGGCGGAUGACUACAUCAUGUCCUCCAGUACUGGUUCGAGAUGGUGCAUCCAACGGACAGAAGUCUAUGCAUAUAAAGGGGAAUGGGGACGCAAGUACACCUUCAACGUGUUAUGAUACGCACUGUAUUCAUGGUCGUCAGGCGAUACUAGAUUAUGUUGAUUUACAACGUAAUUUGCGUGUGUGCCACGCCACUGUCCGUGAUCAGGAUAGAGAAUUGAACGAACUGCGAUCGCAGCUCCAUUUGCUUCAUACCGAAAAGGUAGAGUUGGAAUCGCGUUUUCAGAUAGAGUUACAGGGGUUAGAAAGUCGAUACGCUGAGAGUCUUGGAAAAGAACGAGAGGAGCAAAUGGAAUGGCAGAAGCGUAUUUUAUCAGAACAAUUAGCGAAUUAUGAAAGAGAAAGAGAAGAACUAGAACAAUUAAGAAUGGAAUUGGAGCAAGAACGUUUGAAUCAUGACCGUACAAGAAGCGAAUUGGACGCAGCACAGGGUAUGUGCAUGGCUCUGAAACAACAACUGGAGAAUCUUAAAAAAGCUUCGAAUGCAUCAUUUUCACCGUCAGGAAAAAAAGAUUCGCCUGCGGGAAAAUAUAGAGAAGACUUUUUGCUGGAUACACAAUCGCCGACAUCCGUUUUUAUGACUCCAACGCCACGUCGACAGCCACCACCUGUACCUCAGUUAAAAGAAGGUGAGGAAUACACAUCUGGGAUUAAUGUUUCGAAAUUUUCUCUUGGUCGUGAAAAAUCCAAGUCAUUGCGUCCGUUUCGUGACGAUUCGCCAACGGAUAAGGGUUUUGUUGAAAACGUGACCGCAAACUCAACCAUUAAUGUUAGCGAUCCAUCCGUUGCUUUCUCGAUGAUUCCUGAGUUUGAUCCUGAUGAUGGCCAUGUGUUUUGGAUGAAUAAAGAGAAGCAAGAUAAUUCUGCAAAAAGAGUAAUGGAAGGAAAUAAAGAGGAGUUUGACGGGGAGACACAACGUGAAACAGAGGAAUGGACGGAGGGUGAUGGAGGACCCUCAAGUUGUGAAACCCGAAACACCAACCUUCCCACUGUAGUUGCACAAAAAACGGAAAGUUUGGCGAAUGAUGCUUCAUCAUAUGGUCGCUCCCUUACAAAGGCACUUUCUGAUGCGGCUUUUACCGUACAGCUUCAUCCAGCUUAUCAAUUCGAAGAGAUCGCGGGGCAGGAGUCACUUCUCUGCAAAGAACUCUUGCGUAUUCUUCUUGAUAAAGAGAAGCAAAUUGCUGAACUAACUUCAGAGCGCAUGGGGCUCCUAGGGGAGACGAAAUUCACUUCCCUGUCGGAUCCUAUUCCUUAUUUGACGCAAAUGGAGGAAGUGGAACAAAUAGCCCCUUCAAAUUUGGCUGUUUGA